CUCACUCCGUGACAUUGCCUUGUCACCUCCGCACCCACACCCAUACCCAUACACAUACCCAAACCAACGAGACCAACCCAUACCGCUACAUUGUCUGCACACCCAUCAUGCAAGGCAUAAGCUUGCAAGGCUAUUCAGGGCUUCGGAUCAAUGUGCCCAAGCAGCUGGGCCUCACUGCGCCAAAUGCGAGGACAUACACGGAGGAGUCGCCUUCUUGGAGGACUGGGGUGGAGCUGUGCGCCACGCUCAAGGUGGCGCCGGUCCCGUUUCCGCAUCGAAACGUGGUUGCGGUGCUUGCGGGCGAGGCGUACGCCAUGCCGUGGGGCAUCUCCAUCUCGGUCCAGGCCAAGUCGAACGCGGCGCAUCAGGCGGUGAUGAUGCCGGUGUCUACAGCGUCGAACUCGCUGGUGUGGAGCUACUCGCGUGAGGCGCAGGUGCUCUUCUACCACAUGCUGAGGUCGUUCCCGCGGCUGGUGUCGGUCAUCCAAGCCGGGGUGUAUGUGCCUGAGAGCGCGGCGGUGGCCAUUGCCAACACCAACCAGUACGUGUACGGCUUGAGCCAGGGUGAGGCGCAGGCCAUUUCGGCGUGGCUCUCGGACGUGGCCGGCCUCGAGCCGAUGUCUCUGCCGGACGCGGUCGUCGACAUGUGCCUGAGCCACUGCUCCUCGCUCGGCACUCUGGUCCCGCCGCUCACGCCGGACAUGAUGGACCACGACGCCAACGUCUUGCUCGACGAGCUGGCUGCCGAGGGCCUCACCCUGCCGUAUCAGUCGUUCUCGCCGGUCUCGUCGCCGAUUUUCGAGUCGCUGCCGUCUCUGACGCCGACGUCUGCGUCUGCAUCGUCGCCCGAGGACGCACGGAUGCGUGAGUUGUUUUCCGCGUUUUCCAACUCGUCGCCGACCUCGUCGUCGUGCGAGGUCUCGCCGCGGUCACCGUCGCUGCAUGGUAGCGGCCAUGGGGCGAGCCACAGCGGCGCGAGCUCUACGUCAACGUCGGCCCGCGACUCGCCGCUCAUCGUCCCGUCGCUGACCAACCAUCCAGCGGGCCUCGCCGCCAUCCCCAUUCCGGUCUCAGCCCGGGUCUCGUCGCCGCGGUCGGUUUCGCCGCGGUCGCCACGGAGCACCGGCUCGCCGCGGGUCCCGGACCGGCGCCAGAGUCUGUCCAAGGCGACGCGCGGGCUGAAGAUUUCCCGUUCGCCGCGGUCACCACGGUCGCCGCGGUCGCCGCGGUCGCCUGCAUCGCCUGUAUCGCCGGCGGGCACCGGAUCUGCGGGGCGGGCGGCACCUCCGGCGGCGUCGCGCUCGGCGAAGGCGGUCUCGACCGACCGCACGCUUGUGAAGAGCCCAAAUGCCAUUGUGGGCGCGUACUGCAAGCACGCCCGCUUUGCUUGUAUUAACGACGUGGUCCUUGCGCUCCUCGAGGAGUUUAUGCUCACCUCGCCCAAGUCGAGCAAGUCGGGUGGCAAGGCUGCCCGCAACGGGCCCAAGCGCGCGGCCAUCGGGCUCCGCGAGGUGCUCAAGCAGUCGCAGCGGUCGGCGGUCGCCGUCGUCCUCUUUGCGGCCGACAUCGAGGGCGCAGUCCGCGACAAGCUUGGCAAGCUCAUCGGCUCGAUUACCGAAGCAUGCGCCGAGUCGGGCACGCUGGUUGUCUUUGCGCUCACGCGCGACGAGCUCUCGCGGGCGCUCGGCAAGACGGGAAACAUCUCAUGUGUCGGCCUGCUGCACACGGCAGUGACUGCCGUCGACCUCGGCCCACUCCGUGCUCUCAUGGCCGAGGCGUAUGCGCAGGCUUGAGGGCGGCGGCGCGUACGCUGCUCAUUCGGCAGCAAAGUCGAAGACCCGGAUUUUCUUGUCUUUGCCAGCGGCAUAGACUCUCCUCCAGUCGAGGGCGACAGCGAGGACGCCGCCAGUGUUGGCCUUGAGCGUGCGGAUGCACGGCGGCGGCGCCCCGGCCAGGGCCCAGAUGCGAACGGUACCGUCGUACGAGCCCGAGACAAUCUUGGACUCGUCGACGGCAAGCGACGAGACCGGCCCGCUGUG
Thecamonas trahens ATCC 50062 is the source of this 2039-nucleotide messenger RNA. RefSeq lists its product as uncharacterized. The record is from RefSeq and is a predicted model, not a curated record. Lineage: Eukaryota; Apusomonadida; Apusomonadidae. The coding region runs from base 108 to 1793 and encodes 561 amino acids. The transcript has 2 exons.